This is a messenger RNA of Sclerotinia sclerotiorum 1980 UF-70, 156 nucleotides long. RefSeq lists its product with no specific name. The transcript is spliced from 3 exons. Lineage: Eukaryota; Fungi; Ascomycota; Leotiomycetes; Helotiales; Sclerotiniaceae. The record is from RefSeq and is a predicted model, not a curated record. Bases 1 to 156 code for a protein of 51 amino acids.
AUGUUUCUUGCUGAUUGUCUUUCUCUAGGUUUGGUUUUGGAAGAUUGUAAUCUUAUGGAAGCAGCAAAGUACAUUUGGUUGGCACUCGUGAGCACGAGACUUGUGGUAUAUAGCUGGUUGCCUCGAACUUCAGAGGCUAAUUUCACAAAGGAGUGA